AUGUUGCCUUUCAAGAGAACUUUUGACAGCGAGAAACAGCAGCUGCAGCAGCUCAACGGCAGACUCGCUCAGUAUCUGUCCAGGACGAAGCAACUGGAGCAGGAAAAUGCGCAUCUCAUCUGUGAAAUCAACAAACUCCGACAGGUGAGGGUGGCCGACCGGGAGCCGAGGUUCAAGGAGGAGAUGCGGGAUCUGAGGAGAAUGGUGGAGCAGCUGUCGUUUGAGAAGUCCCAGGCGGAGAUGGAGAAGGAGAAGCUAUGGCGGGAGUUGCAGAUGGUCCAGUCUCUGUGCAGCGAGCAGACGGAUGUGUGCAGGGACAUCGGCACCGAGCUGAAGGGCCGUGGGAUGGAGCUCAACCAAGCUCACAAGACGAAUAGUGAACUCCAGCAGCGUUUGGUACAACUCGAGAAUGAGUAUAAGCGGUUGGAGGACGCGCACAGGCAAGAAAUGCUCCGUCUGCAGCGUCAGGUGGAUUCUCGGGUGGUGCCCAUCAUUACGCAAACUUACCGUGGGCCUCCGGCGGCCUCCAUGGAGGAGAUACAAGAGUACGCCCGAGGACUGUCCGAGGGGUGGAUGGAGACUUUUGAGAUGUAUCAGCAGAAAGUGGAGGAGAUGGAGCAGUCGAUCAAAGCCGACCAGGCGAGGCUGGGUGAUAUGCAGAGGGAGAAGAUGCUGUACAUGUCAGAGAUGGAGAAAUUACACAGAGAAGCUGAAAAACAGGGCAAGAUUCAACUGCGGCUGGAGGAGGAGCUGAUGAACAUGCAGGACAAAUUUCGGGGGGACGUGGGUGAAUAUCAGGUGAGGAAAGGUUCAUUCUUUUAUAGAUUAUUCUUCACUUUAAACAAAUUAAAAUAUAUUGCAUUUAGGAACUCUAAAACUGUUUAUUAGGUAAUAGUAAACCUCAAAUGGCCGAUUGGAUACUGACAGAAACCCCCCCUGUAUCACAUUGAGCCAAGAGAGAGAGGGGUGAGUCUGCUCCCUCUUGAACCAGCCACACCCACUCUUCUUAAAGGGGCUGAUCCAGCUGUCUGUCUGAUCCAGCUGUCUGUCUGGUCCUUGAGCUCUAACAGGCUUAAACAGUGUUGAACUAUUCACCUAAUGUACAGAAAAGCUGUAAAUAGGUCUGGACAUGGUGACAUUUUGAUGCACCAAUUUAGAAGCACGCUCAGACGCCUGUUAUGUAAUUUAUAUUGAUGCAACAUUCAGUUUAACAACACUACCGAGUGUCAAAGCAUGGGAUCUUAGGUGCACCAUCUGACCUUAGUGUAAAAGGAUUGAUUUGCUUGAAAGGCCAGAAGACAUCUGGCCUCCCUGGGACUUUAUAGCUGCUAGAUUACACUAGCCACUUAAACCAAUUAGCUGUCAGACUGACAAAUCCCUAUUAGCUUCCUAAAGAUGGAGCCCUAAGCAGGUCAGUCAGUAACACCGUACUACAAUAGUCAGACUGUAGGGAGGUCUUUAACAGAACAUACUAUCGAAUAGCUCUCACUGUUUUACAUUUAAAGCUGCCAUGAGGAGUUUUUUUAUGUAAACGAAAUGGCCUGAAAUCCACAUUGAUGCCUUUUUAUGAUGUACAAAAGCAGCCAAGACCAUCAUAACAAGACUGUACAUUCGUAUGCUGUCAUUUUAAUUUCUCAAACUGGUGCAAGGGGGUAGGUGUCUGGAGAAAAAGUUCUGUUUUUACAAUUUUCCCUUUAAAUAUUCAAUAAAGGAUGAAUUUGAUGGUCAAAAUCAGCAGAAUAAGAGUUUUUGUUUGAAGACACUACUUGAGCACAUAGACUGUAUAUAGAAUAGACAGCAUCUGCCUCCUCAAUGGGUGAAGCCACUCUGAGAACAGCACCCUCUGGUGACGGGCUGCAGUAUAGGUCAUAAAUCCCGCCUACGCUAGCAAAGCUUAUGGAGCUGUGGACAAACUUUAGAAAUUUAUUACACAGAACAUACAUUUUUCUCCCCCCUGCUUGUGAUGUUGACAUGUAGUUAUUGUAAGACUGGUUUGUGCUCAAGUCCUCUUUUUUCUGUACAUCUCCAUUUUUAAAAGUUAUUAGGGGGUUCAUGUGUUCUAUAAUUGACACUUGAUACAGCCUAUGGGAGUACAAGGAUUGCGUAGCUCACCAGGGGAUAUGCUUUUGAGCCGAGGGUCAUCACAGCGACUUUCGGCGACUCUCCCGCUGAAUGCAUACAACGCUACUGAACGGAAAUGGAGAAAAAUGCGGAAUUACCGAGAGCAUUAUUGGCUUCAAAUCCGUAUAUCUGUAUAUACUGGCAGAAAGCGGAACAAAGUUGUCCAUAGUAAAUACAGUCUAUGCUUGAGCAUGUAGCAGAUUAGAUAAGCACAGACUGCUUUGUCAACAACAGCAAAAUUGAAACAAACUGAAAGUUCCUCACGGGGACUUUAAGCAUUGAAGGUUCAGUAAAGCUGCAUUGAGGGGGCUCCAAACAGAAAAAAAUAUUUAUCAGCACUGGAACUGAAUGUCAUGUCAGUUUUCGUAACAUUGUGGAGAAUCUUAUUUAAACAGUAUUUCAGUUCAAAUGUAUUGCAGCCAACGGACAGACCACAGACUUUAAAAGUAAACUUAUAAUGUUUGUACUUUGUGUGUCUUGCAGAUGAUAAUCGAUCAGCUGGAGCAUGAGAGGAAUAUGAUGGCAAACACGAUUGAAGACAAGAUGAAAGAGCAUCAGCACCUCCUGCAGGUGAAGAUGGAUCUGGGCAUGGAGGUGGCAGCCUACAGGUGAUGAGCUUUUUAGCUAAAGACCCACUCUGAUGAAAAUCAUGUUUUUCUUGUUGUCUACAUGUUCAUAUGGCAUUUUUCUGAUGCUACAGGACACAUCACGAGUGCGAAAUUUCACUUCUAAGUAUUUUUGCAUUAAAAUCGCUGUGAGUCUCUGGCAGACCCAAACGGCGGGCUCAGAUACAGUGAGAUUUCCUAUGUAACAAAUCCAAGCUCCACCCCUGGAGCCCCACUAUGCAGGCCAGACUUGUAAAAGUAGACAGAACAAGUGUGUGAGUUAGCAGCAUGCAAUGCUCGAAAGAAAGUUAGUUAUAAUAUUAGCUUUCAUCAUGCCCCCAAAGUCAUUAGUGUCCAAGAGCUGAAUAGCUCCUACGUUACCUGCCACUUCUACUACAACAGCAAUGUUAGGCUGCAAGCUAGCGCGAAGACGAGCGUGUAGAGCAGCGCUGUCUCUGCCCACAACUCAGAGAUGAAUUGCUAAUGAGCUACUGGAGCUCUGCAGAAGAAAAGCUCUUGUUGAUGACACAGGUAAUGGGAUUUAUCAAAAAAACGUCAUCAUCACAACUUAAAGACCACUGAUGACACUUUCAGGAGUAAAAUAAAAAGGAUCCGAGUUGGACUUUGAAUACAUUUUUUUGUGUUAUUAAUUCAAUAAGAACAAACACUUUGGAAAGAAUAUAAAUUGACUAUAUCUUCCUCUUUGGACCCUCAAAGUGGUCCAACAGAGAGCUAGCAUGCACAAUAAAGGUUAGCUAAAUAUAACUCAGCUUUCACAUGUUUUAUUCACAUCACCUUUGCUUCUCCUACACUUGCAUGAAAUGCUCUAAGUGAAAAAGUCGCAUAGAAACUGCUGCUUCGUGUUGGGACUCGUGAUUUUGUGCUAAAAAAAGGAAACACUACAUUAACAGUUUACUAGUUAAUAUGUUGUCGACAAGCUUAAAUCACCAGGUGACAAAAACUGAGACUACAGCCUUUUUUCUAAGAGGGAUGAAGAUCUAAUCUGUACAACAGCACUUAUGAAACUAAAGUCAGACAGAUUAUUGGUUAAUAGCCACCCCACCCCACCCCCACACUGAUUGAAGUUACACUAAGCUUAAUGAGUCUUAAUAAGUGAUUUCCUGAGAGGAAAUCAGCUGUUUGCUUCAUGUUGUCAUGACAAUGACUGUUCUCUGCCCACUCGCAGAAACAAACUAAAAUAUAUUGCAUAUAUUUCCACAAAGCUGUUUAUACUUUAUCUCUGAAUUAUUGAACGGUUUAUAAAGGGUAAAUUAAAUCUGUCCCCCUGCAUCCCUUUAAAGAAUGGUAUGUCCAGGUCACAGCCCUACAGACUAUUUUUAUCAAAAAGCUAUAUUUAAAGCAUCACUACACAUACUGGAUCAGUCUGUUUGGACCAUUUCCUUAUACCUCAUAUCCCAGGAUAUUAAUAAAUGUUUUAAUGCAGUUGUGGUAUGAAGAACACUAGAGACAAAACAAAAGUUUGUCAGUACUUAGGACAAUCCCCCCGGAAAUUCACUUAAGUCUAAUCAGCGUCAUUUGUUUUAUUAGACAUUAAGUCCAUUAGCACAUGUUCUGUUUUGAAUUUUUGGAAUAGGCCGGAUGUUUUCACAGAGAUGUAGCCAUGGCAUGUGUUUUGUAUAUGUCAUGAGUCAGUUUUUGCUCUGGGAUUUAUUGGGAAGCACGGACAGCCCCGCACUGUAGCUGUUAUUUUUAGGUCAGUCUUUAGGAAGGCACUCUCCAGAGAGGUUGUUCCCUUUGAGACACUUCAGUUUGCUUGUUGAAGCAUGACUGAAGAAAGGUGAACAGUUUCAGCUACUAAUUACGGGGACUUUAUAACAUCACAGCGGCUUGUUGUGUUUUUGAUAUUUACCGCCUUAUAUGGACAGGAGCUGGGCUCAUACUUUCUUACAAGCCUGUAGCAUUUAGUUGGAAAUGGCUGAGCUGGAUGAAGUACAGCGUCUUGUGAGGUAUUUCUCUCUGAACUUUUUUUCUGUUUAUGGUAAAAAAAGAUCAUAAGCAAUUAGCUCACAAUUAACUGUUUAUUUUUUUAUCUUUCCUUUUUUAGGGCUCUCCUGGAAGGUGAAAGGCUGGGUCUCCAAGCUCCUCAGAGGAGAGGCACACACCACCAAAGAGAAAGAAUAAUAGGUACUGUAUGAGAAUAAUGGAUGGGGUAAAACUGAUAAUAAGAGAACAUUUUAAGAACAAUUUUAGAGGAAAAGUUUGAAAAUAUUGAGGGGGAAUGACCUUGACCUUGAGGAAAAGAUUAAAACUAAUCUCAUCUGUGUUGUCAAACAAAAACUGGAGUUCGUCUGGGUUAUAUUUUGGACAGUUUUUGGUAAAGCAGUGAUUUUCUUGAGUGUCAGAUCCACACCUAGAAACAUUUGCUUAUACAACAUCCUGUGGGCGUUCACAGAACAGAACUUUGUUGGUUAGUAAGGCGUGUUGGUUGAAAGCUCACCACCCUCUGGUGUUUAUAGUAUUCUUGUGAGGCUUAGCUUUAACCUAUCAUCUACAUCCUGCCAAGAAAGCAAAUAAGAGCGUUUACUUUAAGUACGUACUUUAUAUCCCUUUUACAAGUUUGACUUGUUGUAAAACUUAAAUCUUGUUAAUUCUCUGCCUUAGAUAUCAAGGUUCCCGCUCAGCCUUACACUCCAAGAGCUUCAACCUUGACCACCAGACAACAAACCAGGUACACACCACCUGCUUCCAACCUGAGAAGAUCGCCUGUGCGUCCCUCUGGAUCCAUGAGUCCCUCAAGGGUCAUUCCUAUUUCAGUUGCAAGUAGAGAUCGGCAUCAGAGUCCUGCAUCCAGAAGGGACAUGAUCUCAUUUAGCAAAGCCCGCGCCUCUGCCUCUGCCCCUUCUUCCACUAUCGCAGCUGCUACCAAAGAUAAAGACACAGGCCAGCGUGCAAGCCUACCCAGCCAAACCGUACAGAAAACAAGAGCUGAUGAGAAAACUGUGACGAUCAAACAGGUUUCUCAGGGAGAGAAGCAACGCAGUUCAAUGAAGUCCUCCACUUCUGAGACCAAAUCAAUGGGAGUGGUGUCCCCGAUAAUGAUGAGUGCCAGCAAGAAAACAGUGGAAGAGAGUGAGAAGAAAGUGUCUGACAGAAAAGAGAAAGAUCAUUUUGAUGGAAGUGAGCUUAGAGAUAAGAGGAAAACUGAGUCUACAAUAGGCCCAAGUGAGAAAAAGACUUUGGACUCUGUGACUGUAGAGGAGAUUAUAGAGAAGGUGAUGAAACCAGCUGGUUUAGAAGCAAAGGUUUGCUCCUCAGGAGAUUCUAAGGUGAAGUAUCAUGUGGAGAAAACUGAGCAGGAGGAUGGCACGACUAAGACACAGAUUAUACUAGAGUCUAAGGUGGAGGAAGAGCUCGACAUGUCCGAAGAAUCUGCCCUGGAUGAACUUCUGAGCCAAGGAGUUAAGAAAGUGUCUCUGGAGGACAUCAAGGACACAGCUACAAGUACCAUGAUCAAGAACCUGCUAAGUGGCCUACAGGGAACGGAAGACCUUCAAAAUAAGUCUGUAAACGUUGAAAUCAUUGAAGAACCCGUGGAGACUUACAGUGAUGAGGAGUUUGAGGUUGAACAGAAGUCCAGAUCUACUUUCUAUGAACCUUCCUCGACAUAUUUCCAAAUUGAGGAGCUAGAAAAUGUAUCUCAAGAUACUCCAUUUCGGAUAAGUGAUGAUGAUGCUAGAAAAACCUCCAAGACAGACACAGAUCAGUGGAGAGUCGGAUCUGUUCAAGUUGAAGAGGUUUCCAGAGAGAGUGAAUAUUUCUCCCACGACCGGGAGCCUCAUGAGUACUUUGUCUCCACCCCUGAUGAAAAUCUCUCUGAAUCUGAGGAGGGUGUUGGCAUCACCUCAUACGGUCAUUAUGGUCUUGUAGACGACCUGUCAGAUGAGAAGUACUAUCAAGAUGAAGUUCUUCCCCCAAAACGAGUGAUUGUAGAAGAAAGUGACCAACACAUGUCAAAGUCAGGUGUUGACUCGUUUUACAAGGAGAGUUUCCCAGAGUGCAUCAUUGAAGAAGAGGUUCGUGUCUCGCCGAUAGUUCAGGAAUCAAUGCUUGAAUUCCUGAGAGAAGACUCGUUGGAGCCCAAAGAGCAGCUCAAGGGAGCUCUUGAGAAGCUAAAAAGCUCUGUGUCAGGUCCACUGAAGGAAGAGCUGGCCUUCCUCACAAAAGUCAGCAGUGAGAGUCCCGGGAAUGUGGCUGUUAAAAAAGUGCAACAGUCAAGUGAUAAUGGCACCAUGACGAUAGUUGCAGAGCUGAAUGUCUCUCAAACCCUGGAGGACUCUGGGCUGCUGGAGGCAGGAGAUGAUCUCUCUGAGGAGCAAAUCUUGGCAACUCUCAAAUCCUCUAACCUAGGUCUUGAGAAAGUCUUGCAAGGUGGAGCUGGAGGAGGAUACAGCUUCAAAAUAUCCAAAGAAGAAGAAAUAAAGUAUGGGGAGGAGUUUGAUGAAGGUUCUGAGAAACAUAUUGAGCUGGGGCCGUCAGAGAAAUCCUUCCAAGGUGCCCAUCCUGAGGUGAUUUCUCAGGAGAAGAGAGUUGCUACUCUUUACCUUGAAAGCCCCACAGAUGAUUAG
This is a messenger RNA of Xyrichtys novacula (pearly razorfish), 7312 nucleotides long. The record is from the annotation of a GenBank genome assembly. NCBI's taxonomy places the organism in Eukaryota, Metazoa, Chordata, Actinopteri, Labriformes, Labridae.